Molecule: messenger RNA, 453 nt
Organism: Cladophialophora bantiana CBS 173.52
Lineage: Eukaryota; Fungi; Ascomycota; Eurotiomycetes; Chaetothyriales; Herpotrichiellaceae
Exons: 1
Coding region: 1-453 (150 amino acids)
Source: RefSeq, a predicted model, not a curated record
AUGGAUGACAGUUCCUCCACACAGAGCAUUACCUCUUCCCAGUCAGACUCGCGAGCCUCUUCAAGGACGCUGUCGGGAUCGAGUUUUGAAAUGUCAUCCCCCUCUUCACCGAUCAUGUCCUCCAUCCCGUCUCUAACCGAAUCUGGCCGUGUGGACAGCCACGCUAGGAGAAACAUGCUCCAAGAACCUCGCUUAGAGGCACCAUACUUCCCUGGCCAGCCCUCCAGAGAAAGGAAGAUGCAGAGCCUGGCAAGGUUGGACAUUGUUCUUCAAGACCUGCAACAGGCAUUCGCAGGGCAAUCGCAACAACCUCGCGUGGAGGCACCUUACUUCCCUGGACAGCCCCCCAGAGAGAGGAUGGAGAGUCUAGCAAGAUUAGAUAUCGUUCUUGCGGACCUGGAACGGGUAUCCGCAGGGCAAUCGCACGGCCGCGAUUCACAGGGAGGCCUGUGA